AUGAAACUCUGGUUAUGUGUUUUUCAGGUUUUGCUUUCCCUUCAGAAUAACGAAGCUCGUGUUCAUGGCUUGUACUCAAACAAGGGUAGCAGCCAGACAGCGAUGGAGAGUGCUAAAGAAGUGCUUAAGGCUAGCAUUGAGAGGCAGGUUGGACGGCAUCUUGAGUCGAAGCGAAGGAGUCCUGGUGGUCCUGAUCCAUGCCAUCAUUAG
Prunus armeniaca (apricot) is the source of this 210-nucleotide messenger RNA. NCBI's taxonomy places the organism in Eukaryota, Viridiplantae, Streptophyta, Magnoliopsida, Rosales, Rosaceae. The record is from the annotation of a GenBank genome assembly.